Didymodactylos carnosus is the source of this 1113-nucleotide messenger RNA. The record is from the annotation of a GenBank genome assembly. Lineage: Eukaryota; Metazoa; Rotifera; Eurotatoria; Philodinida; Philodinidae.
AUGUCUCAAUGUCCUUUGGCUACUCCUGUUUACCAUCAUCAUCAUCCAUCUUCUAUAUAUCAUCAAUCUCGUGGAUUUCAGUCUGCACUAUCACAACAAACGCAGCCUAUCGUUCGUUCGCCGGUUUAUCAAUUAUCUCGCCCUGUUCAUUCAAUGCCCGAUGGAGGUAGUCAGCAACGAAAUAGUGUACUACAUCGAGCAAAAACCACAAAUUUUGAGCAACAACCAAAUCAUAACAAGUAUCCAUUGACACCUGACUCAAGAUAUAGUAGUUCAAAAAUUCAUGACGAUGGUUAUAUUGAUUUAGUUAACAAAAUGACAAGCAUGAAUGCUGCUUUUAUUCAAACUGGAGAUCAAAAUCGUCAACAGCAAGUAAACUUAAAUGAUUUAUUUUCGACAAGUUCUCCAGAUGUCUUUUAUUCUCCAAUGUCUCAUACUCAACAGCAACAACAACUUACAACUCCUCCAUCACAAAAUUUUUCAAAUGAUCAACAGGCAUUUUUCACUGACGAUAAUUAUCGAAACAACAAUAAUCAUCAUAUAACUCAGACAACGGACUUGGGUAAUUAUCGUCUUGCGUCAGUGGGUUCAUCAUCUCUAUUACGUUCGGAUAGUCGAAGUAUGUCUGUGUUACCCACCGUAUGCAAAAGUGAAGAUAAUCUGCUAUUUUCUACGAAAAAUUCAUCAUUACCAUCACUGAAUGAAAUCGGAGCAAGUUUGGCAGAUGUAGAUCGUACAACAUUUGUCAACGAUGUAAAUUCAAAAGAUUUAGUCGAUUUAGAUAUGACAAAUGCUAUCGAAGCAAGUCUCUUAGCAAAUACCCAUCAUCAUCAUCAUCAUCAUACUGGUAAAAAUGAUUUAUCACAGUCGAGUGCAAGUUUACAAAGUUUUGAUGAAGAAGAAUCGUGUUGGAUUGGUCUUAGUAGUAGUAAUAACAAUCACAACCAAUAUGUACCAUUACUUUCACAACAAACAACAAGUGCUACUACUACACAACGCCGUAAUCGUUUGUCUUAUUUUGGUGAUACAUCAACAACAACACCUUAUUUUUAUCAUCAAUCUGAUACUCCACCACCAUCGGCAUCAUUUGGUAUUACACUCGGAGCUCAUUGA